Messenger RNA from Aspergillus pseudonomiae, 582 nucleotides. RefSeq names its product RING finger protein. Lineage: Eukaryota; Fungi; Ascomycota; Eurotiomycetes; Eurotiales; Aspergillaceae. The record is from RefSeq and is a predicted model, not a curated record. The transcript is spliced from 3 exons. Gene Ontology annotation, molecular function: zinc ion binding. Bases 1 to 582 code for a protein of 193 amino acids.
AUGGCGGAUGAUCCGCCCGGCGCUGGAAUCGCUGGUGUCGUGGUCGGAGCGGUGCUGCUCUUUGGCGCCAUUAGCUUGGUUCCUAUACUGAUUAUGUGGCAUCACCGACGACGAGCGGCGGCGCGAAGAGCCAGUGAAGUGCGCCUGCUUCAGGUCAAUGGGUGCAUGCGACAGGUGACGGUGGAACGAUGGCUGGAAGAGUUGGCCCGAUCUGAAAACGGGGAACCACAGCACCAGCGACACUACGCUCAGGAAACCUGUUCCAUCUGCCUUUCGACGCUCGUCGUGCCGUCGUCUUCGCAAGACACGCUACCGUCUUCUCCAGAACCCGCCUGCAUCCUUCCUCCUUCUCGCUCGACCACCGCUCUCCACCGGCACGACACGCUGACCCCUGACGCUGACCCUCCCCUGCUCGAAUCAGAUCGGACGCGGUACCGGUACCGCGACGGCGAUCGCAGCGUCCUCGUUCUCAACCAGUGUAACCACGCUUUCCACGCCUCCUGUCUUGCGUCAUGGUUCGCCUAUGGCCGCUACAAGUGCCCCAUCUGUCAGACGGAGUACUCCCCCACCGACCCCGGGUAA